Messenger RNA from Linum trigynum, 5136 nucleotides. The record is from the annotation of a GenBank genome assembly. NCBI's taxonomy places the organism in Eukaryota, Viridiplantae, Streptophyta, Magnoliopsida, Malpighiales, Linaceae.
CAUAAAAGUUCAGUGAUCAUUUAAUUAAUAGCUUCAAAUUUGAUUGACUGAUUCUGUAGUUGACCCCACAAUAACUUCGUCGCUCUCUUCUCGGCCCAGAUCUAGAGAGCUCAGAGUAGAGGGAGAGAGGAACCGCAAUACAAAUUUCGUCUCUCUACUCUAUUUUUUCCUUCGUCUUCCUUCGACUUCAUGUCUUCUACCUUCUUCUCUUUUUUGCUCCGUUGAUCUUACGGCUUUACUCCCUAAAAAGCAGUUGACGUAAUCGCAUUUUCGCUCUCUAGUAUACCGUCACUGGAGCUCUUGUUCGCCGGCGCUCACUCGCUUUUGGUUGUGGCUGCGAUUCUUGUUCGUCCUGCCGAUCUUUCUUUUACUGCUCAGAUCUAAGGUAAAUUCCUUGUGAUUUCUUCUGUAAAUCGGUUAUUUGCAGUGUUAAGGCCAUGGAUUCUUGUGGAUCCUAGUUAGUUGGAUUCGGGUGUACUGUUCCCCAUUCAUGCGAGUUCAUGUUUAAUCGGAGUGAAUUCUCGAUGCUGGAUGGGGAAGAUGUGAAAUUUGAGUGUUUUCUCGGUAGUUAAGUCUGAGAAUUGGUGCGGGUAAAUCGAUUGAUGCGUUUCUUCAAUUAGUUUGAGGUGUAGUUGAAUGCCUGAUUUCGAUCUAACUGGAGCUUGUAUUGUUUGUUUGCUUCGCUGUUUCGUUGGUCAAGGAAAGAUGCUGACGAAAUUCGAGACGAAGAGUAAUAGAGUGAAGGGAUUGAGUUUCCAUUGCAAGAGGCCAUGGAUCUUGGCCAGUCUCCACAGUGGUGUGAUUCAGCUAUGGGACUAUCGAAUGGGGACUCUGAUUGACCGGUUUGAUGAGCAUGAUGGCCCGGUUCGUGGGGUUGAUUUUCACAGAUCUCAGCCUCUGUUUGUCUCAGGAGGCGAUGAUUACAAGAUUAAAGUUUGGAAUUACAAGCUGCAUAGGUGUCUCUUUACUCUUCUGGGUCACCUGGAUUACAUCCGUACUGUGCAGUUUCAUCAUGAAAACCCAUGGAUCGUGAGUGCGAGCGAUGAUCAAACUAUCCGCAUAUGGAACUGGCAGUCUCGUACUUGCAUUUCUGUGCUGACAGGCCAUAAUCAUUAUGUUAUGUGUGCCUCAUUCCAUCCUAAAGAAGAUCUUGUUGUGUCAGCUUCUCUGGACCAGACUGUCCGUGUUUGGGACACUGCUGCAUUGAGAAAAAAAACUGUGUCUCCUGCUGAUGAUAUCAUGCGUUUGGGUCAGCUGAAUGGAGAUCUUUUUGGUGGUAUCGAUGCAGUUGUUAAAUAUGUCUUGGAAGGUCAUGACCGUGGAGUAAACUGGGCUUCGUUCCAUCCAACACUUCCUUUGAUUGUCUCUGGAGCGGAUGAUCGUCAAGUGAAGUUAUGGCGUAUGAAUGAUACAAAGGCAUGGGAAGUGGACACUUUGAGGGGGCACAUGAACAAUGUUUCGAGUGUUAUGUUCCAUGCCAAGCAAGAUAUCAUCGUGUCUAAUUCAGAGGACAAAAGUAUUCGAGUUUGGGAUGUAACUAAGAGAACUGGGCUUCAAACUUUCCGUCGCGAGCAUGACCGGUUCUGGAUCCUUGCUGCUCACCCUGAGAUGAAUCUUCUUGCUGCUGGUCAUGACAGUGGCAUGAUUGUGUUCAAGUUGGAGAGAGAAAGGCCUGCUUUUGCUGUGAGCGGCGACUCUCUGUUUUAUGCAAAGGAUCGGUUUCUGCGCUUUUUUGAGUAUUCCAGUCAGAAGGAAAACCAGGUAAUUCCCAUCAGGCGACCUGGUACCACAAGCUUGAAUCAGAGUCCAAGAACUCUUUCUUACAGCCCUACAGAGAAUGCAGUUCUUUUGUGCUCAGAUGUGGAUGGGGGGUCCUAUGAGUUGUAUAUCACUCCAAAGGAUAGCUUUUCGAGGGGCGAUACUGUACAGGAAGCAAAGAGAGGGGCAGGGGGUUCAGCUGUCUUCAUUGCCCGAAAUAGGUUUGCGGUGCUAGACAAAAGCAGCAAUCAAGUGUUAGUCAAGAACCUAAAGAAUGAGGUGGUUAAAAAGAGCGGUCUUCCCAUUGCUACAGAUGCAAUUUUCUAUGCAGGGACUGGGAAUGUGCUUUGCAGAGCUGAGGAUAGGGUGAUCAUCUUUGAUCUUCAGCAGAGACUUGUGAUUGGGGAGCUUCCCACACCUUUUGUGAAGUAUGUUGUUUGGUCCAAUGACAUGGAAACUGUUGCCUUAUUGAGCAAGCAUGCAAUUGUAAUUGCAAAUAAAAAGCUUGUUCAUCAAUGCACCCUUCAUGAAACAAUCCGUGUAAAGAGUGGAGCCUGGGACGACAACGGUGUUUUCAUAUACUCCACUCUAAACCACUUCAAAUAUUGCCUUCCGAAUGGUGAUAGUGGUAUAAUCAAAACCCUUGAGGUCCCACUUUACAUUACUAAGGUCUCUGGAAAUACUAUCAUGUGUCUGGAUAGAGAUGGGAAGAAUAGGGCUAUUGCCAUUGAUGCUACAGAGUACAUGUUCAAACUUUCUCUUUUCAAGAAGAGAUAUGAUCAUGUUAUGAGCAUGAUUAGGAACUCGCAGCUGUGCGGUCAGGCCAUGAUUGCUUAUCUGCAGCAGAAGGGAUUCCCUGAAGUUGCUUUGCAUUUUGUCAAGGACGAAAGGACCCGAUUCAAUUUGGCUCUAGAGAGUGGGAACAUACAGAUUGCUGUUGCUUCAGCUAAGGAAAUUGAUGAAAAAGAUCAUUGGUACAGGCUAGGAGUUGAAGCCCUUCGCCAGGGAAAUACUGGUAUUGUUGAAUAUGCCUAUCAGAGAACCAAGAAUUUUGAGAGGUUGUCCUUCUUGUAUUUGAUAACGGGGAAUCUGGAGAAACUGUCAAAAAUGUUAAAAAUUGCUGAGGUCAAGAACGAUGUCAUGGGCCAGUUUCACAAUGCUCUCUACUUGGGUGACAUUCAGGAGCGUGUGAAGAUCCUCGAGACUGCUGGCCAAAUACCCCUAGCAUACAUAACAGCUAAACUGCAUGGGCUGGAGGAAGUAGCUGAGCGCUUAGCAGCUGAAUUAGGAGAUAACAUUCCAUCUUUGCAUGAGGGUAAAGUUCCUUCUCUUCUCACACCUCCAACCCCAAUCACCUGUUCUGGUGAUUGGCCUCUACUGAGAGUAAUGAAAGGUAUAUUUGAAGGGGGUCUUGAAAAUGCAGCCAGAAUUGAUGAUGAUGAAGAAGAAGCCGCUGAAGGUGAUUGGGGUGAGGAACUGGAAAUGGUUGAUGCAGAUGGUUUACAGAAUGGUGAUGUCACAGCUGCUUUGGAGGAUGGUGAAGCAGCUGAAGACAACGAUGAGGAAGGAGGUUGGGAUCUUGAAGACUUGGAUCUGCCUCAAGAGGCCGACACACCGAAAGCUUCUGUUACUGCUCGGUCUUCAGUUUUUGUGGCUCCAACUCCCGGAAUGCCUGUCAGUCACAUAUGGACUCAAAAGUCAUCACUUGCUGCUGAGCAUGUGGCGGCUGGCAAUUUCGAUACUGCUAUGAGAUUGCUCCAUAGGCAGAUUGGAAUUAAGAAUUUUGACCCAUUGAAAUCUAUGUUCCUUGAUCUUUACACUGGAAGUCAGUCUUACUUGCGUGCUAUCUCAGCAACUUCGGUGGUAGCACUAGCGGUUGAACGGUGGAAUGAGUCUGCAAGCCCCAACGUAAGAGGUGGUCCAGCACUGAUAUUCAGUUUUGCGGAUUUGGAAGAGAAGUUGAAGGCUGGUUAUAAAGCCACCACAGCUGGGAAAUUUACGGAGGCUUUGAAGCUCUUCCUUAUCAUUCUUCACACAAUUCCUCUUAUUGUUGUGGAGACAAGGAGGGAAGUUGAUGAAGUCAAAGAGCUGAUUAUUAUUGUUAAGGAAUAUGUUCAGGGGCUACAGAUGGAACUCAAGAGGAGGGAAAUGAAGAACGACCCUGUUCGUCAACAAGAGCUUGCUGCUUACUUUACCCAUUGCAACCUUCAAACCCCUCACUUGAGACUAGCUUUGUUGAAUGCAAUGACGGUCUGCUACAAGGCGAAGAACUUUGCUACAGCUGCUAACUUUGCUAGGCGGCUUUUGGAGACUAACCCACCAGUUGAGAAUCAUGCAAAGACAGCGAGGCAAGUGCUGGCAGCUUCUGAGAGGAACAUGACGGAUGCUACUCAGCUGAGCUAUGAUUUCAGGAAUCCGUUUGUUGUGUGCGGUGCUACUUAUGUUCCGAUAUACCGAGGACAAAAGGAUGUAUCUUGCCCUUACUGUUCUGCCCGAUUUGUUCCUGACCAAGAGGGGCAGAUUUGUGCUGUCUGUGGUCUUGCUGUUGUUGGGGCAGAUGCUUCGGGCUUGAUAUGUUCAUCCUCUCAAAUACGGUAAUCAAGAUGUUGAACUAGCACCGGGUUUCCUGGUCACUUUUCAGCCCAGCCUGAACUGUGAGAGGCGGAGUUUCGGAGUAAUAUUUACUUCAGGCCGGGUGUAUAGAUAGGAAGUGAUGGAAACUGAGCGAGUAAAACUUCCUGAGCUGUUUUUCCCCUUACCCACUUAUGUUGCUGCCUUGUUUUUCCAAAAUAUCUUACUUUUAGUUCGGUUUCUUGGAUGUAAUAAACCAACUUUGAGAAUUUUGGAGCAACUCUCUAUUCAUGGUAGCUUGUUGAUAGAGUUGGUCAAGAUUGAUGAUGCCCAUAUUGGUUUUGACUACUUAAAUGAUGGUUGUUGUUAUUGGGUUGUUUGCAAGUCUAAGCUCAGUCGCUUUAUGCAUUCUUCUUAUACACCGUUGUUUAUUAUCAGCAGUAGUUGCUGGGCCACAUUUCCGUUGUGUCCAAGUCGAAAUGUGGAACCUCGUGUGGGUUAUUUGCUUUACCUUCUUGGUGCUCGAUACAUAGGAACUAACGCCUGGCUUGCCAUCUAUAGGAGUACAACAGUCGAAAGACGAUAUCUUUCUGUGAUAUUGAGGACUAUUCAGUCCAACUCCAACAGCGACAUCUGCCAGAAAGAAGUUGGAUGUCGCCUUAACGGUUUUCGCCUGCUUAGGUACAUUUGCUGCCGUUUGAAUGGAAAUAUGGGGUGUCUGGCGGGGGACGAUGGGGAUUGCGAUUUUGGUAUUAAACUGUUGUUGACUAGGCAUGCUUACUGCUUGAAUGAAAAGUUAUGCGGAAA